Molecule: messenger RNA, 942 nt
Organism: Mesorhabditis spiculigera
Lineage: Eukaryota; Metazoa; Nematoda; Chromadorea; Rhabditida; Rhabditidae
Source: the annotation of a GenBank genome assembly
AUGUUGCAGUACUACCCGCCAAGCAAGAAUCUACCCGACGGCGGCCAGGAAUACUUUGUCAACAAGAAUGUUUGGGUAGAAGUGUUUUACGCUGGUUCCGUGGAUAUCAAUCGGCGGCCGCUGGACCCAAUCCAAGCGACUGGAAUGGGCACAUCUCGGAUAGGAGGACUUCCAAAUAAUAAGUACUGCGAAAUUUGCAACCUCUACCCGGUCGCGAAGCCCGGAUCGGCGACUGAGAAGGGAUCCGAGAAAGAGCUCGGAGAUUUGUGGCCGGAUGCGGUGGAUACCGUCUGUCAUUUGGUCAACCAGACGUGUGAGAUGAUGGAGAACGAUUUCGGUGUGGCUGAUGCGCAACAACGCUCUGCAGAACGAAUGGACAAUGCGAUGGCGGUACUACAGCGCGAGAUUGAGAAAUGUCAGGAUGUUGAGAUCCUUGCAUUUGCUGAAGAUCUUCGACAAGUUGUUAGUAGCUUCAAGAUGCAGCGAAAGGUGGUGAUGGAUCUUCUCAACAAAAAGAGCCAAGAGAUUGACGUGACGACCGACAUUUCACAACAAUCCCUGAUGAUCCGAAUGCCGCAUAGCGUUUUGCUGACUGCCGGAUCGAUCGCCGAUAUGCCGAAAUACAAGAAGAUGCUUGACGCUUUUAGCCAAAAGAUGGCGCCAUUCGAGAUUCUGACGUUGUUCUUCUGCCUCGAAGAGUCAAGCUCUUCAAAAUACGGACCGUAUUUGGAUAUUUUACCCAAGAAAUUCGACACCCCAGCCGCAGAUGGAAUUCACUUGCUCGUCGCUUUGGCCAUGAAAGCAGGCGUUGAAGUCUCGGAUCGACAUGUGAAGGCGCUAGAAGAAGCCGCGCAACCCAGUACGAUCUACGCUUCUGACGAGGGUCCCAGCUGGUCGCUGCGCACGAAUAUGCAGAUUCUGUUGAUGCCAAAGGCCGAGCUG